Sebastes umbrosus (honeycomb rockfish) is the source of this 5543-nucleotide messenger RNA. It is a transcript of the gene usp36, whose product is annotated as ubiquitin specific peptidase 36. Gene Ontology annotation, biological process: protein deubiquitination; regulation of apoptotic process. The transcript is spliced from 20 exons. Bases 164 to 3607 code for a protein of 1147 amino acids. NCBI's taxonomy places the organism in Eukaryota, Metazoa, Chordata, Actinopteri, Perciformes, Sebastidae. The record is from RefSeq and is a predicted model, not a curated record. Gene Ontology annotation, molecular function: cysteine-type deubiquitinase activity; cysteine-type endopeptidase activity. Gene Ontology annotation, cellular component: nucleus; cytosol.
CUCUUCACACCUGUCAAUCACACGUCGUUCCUUCGUCACCGCCCUCUGAUAAUGCAGCAUGGGCGAAAAUAGCAGAGCCGAGAGCUACAGCUGAGGAAGCGAGAGCACUGUUCUCUCUACUGGACACGUUUUUGGACGAUUGAACGAAAGUGAUGUUCCAACAAUGCCGAUAGUGGAUAAACUCAAGGAGGCGUUGAAACCUGGUCGAAAGGAGACGGGUGAUGAGGGCGACCUCAACAAACUGUUGGCCUCUUCUGCCAAGAAAGUCCUCUUGCAGAAGAUCGAGUUUGAGCCCGCCAGCAAGGGUUUCUCCUAUCAGCUGGACAGCCUGAAGAACAAGUAUGUGAUCCUCAACCCCAGGAACGAGGGCGCUACGGGCCAGAAGGCCACAGAGCCGGCCCAAAUAAAGAGGCAAGUCUCAGACAACGUAGUUGGAGGCCAGAGCGAUGGGAUCUCCGCCCCACAGAAGAUGCUCUUUCAAGGGAACAAGCUCACCCUUAAAUGGGAGCGCGUGUACAGGGUGGGAGCCGGUCUCCACAACCUGGGGAACACCUGCUUCCUCAACUCCACAGUGCAGUGUCUCACCUACACCCCGCCACUCGCCAACUACUUACUCUCAAAGGAGCACAGCCGUGCCUGUCACCAGUCAGGCUUUUGUAUGAUCUGUAUAAUGCAGAACCACAUCAUCCAAGCCUUUGCCAACACCGGCAAUGCCAUCAAGCCUGUCUCCUUCAUCAGAGACCUGAAAAAAAUUGCCAGACAUUUUCGCUUUGGAAGCCAGGAGGACGCCCAUGAAUUUUUGCGGUACACCAUCGAUGCCAUGCAGAAAGCCUGUCUCAACGGCUACCCUAAGCUCGACAGGCAGACCCAGGCCACAACGCUGGUUCACCAGAUCUUUGGAGGUUACCUCAGGUCAAGAGUGAAAUGCUCUAUUUGUAAAAGUGUGUCCGACACGUAUGACCCAUACCUGGACAUCGCUGUGGAGAUUCGACAAGCAGCAAACAUUGUGCGAGCCCUAGAACUGUUUGUUAAACCAGACGUACUAAGUGGAGAGAAUGCCUACAUGUGUGCCAAGUGCAAAAAGAAAGUGCCAGCGACCAAGCGCUUCACGGUCCAUCGAACAUCCAACGUGCUGACACUUUCACUGAAGAGGUUCGCCAACUUCAGCGGAGGAAAAAUAACAAAGGACGUUGGUUACCCAGAAUUCCUGAACAUCCGCCCCUACAUGUCUCAGAGCUCAGGCGAUCCUGUUAUGUACGGCCUCUACGCUGUUCUGGUGCACUCUGGCUACAGUUGUCACGCUGGCCACUACUACUGCUAUGUCAAGGCGAGUAACGGCCAAUGGUACCAAAUGAAUGAUUCAAUGGUGCACUCCAGUAACAUCAAAGUGGUGUUGAACCAGCAGGCUUACGUGCUUUUCUACCUGAGGAUCCCUGAAACCAAGAAGAAUGCAGAUGGACUGACCACCAAGCAGGCGAUGUUGCAUCCUGGGAAGAACAGCGUGUCGUCUGAGCAGAUAAAGAGGGCCAACCUGAACGGGCCUCUCUCCUCCCCGCAGGUCACAAAGAAACUCGAGCCUGCACAACUGCGUAAGAUCCAGUCCAUGGACGGCGGUUUGGGCCUGCCAAUUUCCAGGAACGGUGUGAGCUCUCAGCCACAGCCCAGACUUUCCAACUGGACGUCGUCCUCCAACGGCCCGCCGAAGCUGCCAGGCGGACCCACGGUUAUCGAGGAGCCUUUCAAGAAGCUGAAGAAGCCGUCUCCCCAGAGCCAAGCGCAGUCCCGCUGCAGCACGCCGACCCCCUCCAACAACGGGGUCAGCCGGACGGAGGGAGAUAAAAAGCAAGGUGGCGAGGGCAGAGGCAUGUCAGCGUCUACCUCAUUUAAGUCUUUGUCUGACUCUUCCUCUGCCGACACCUCUGACUCAAAGGACUCCGUGGGCACCAAAAGCGCGCCGGUCGGAGAGACUCCCUCCACCCCACGGAAAGGCUCCAACGGCCUGGCGUCUCCCGCCAAGAGCGUGGAGCGCUCUCACAGCACGGAGGAGCAGAAGACGGCGAAAAUAAAACCCCCGGCCCUCAACAACAUCACGUCCGAAGCCACCAGCACCAUGUCGCCACCUCCUGCCAAGAAACUGGCCCUGUCAGCCAAGAAGGCUCGCAGCCGGAGACCGAGCAGCAUUGAUGCUCUGCCCCCUUCGCCACGCCAGCUGUCCAGUGACCCCACGCAUCAAAAUCAACUUAACCCCCUCACCUUUGCCUCACCCACUCACACUCACAGAGCUGGUCCAUUCCAUUCACCUAAAGUCCAGUCAUCGCCUUUUGCCCACUCAAGUGGAUCCUUCAAACAGCAGAGCCCUCAGAAACAGUCCCUUCUCUCCACACUGCAAAAACCAAACGCCAGCCUUUCUCUUAAAACCAACGGGCUCCACAGUGCUGGCCCAAAGAGCCCCAAGUCUUCCAACAACCUCAGCUCCUCGGUCCAGGAACCAGACCUCAACGGCGCUCCAGCUCAGAAGAAGAAGAAGAAAAAGAAGCGGCGCCAUUCUGAGGUGGAGCGCGACGCGGAGCCGGUGACGUCGUCCUCAGCUACGGCGACGCAGGCCAACGCCGUGGAAUCAGCCAGCGAGAAGAAGAAAAAGAAGAAAAAGAAAAAGCGGAAGAAGGAGCACGAAGACGGGGAGAGAGUUGAGGAGAGGGAGUGCGUCCCGUCUCACCUGGAUACGUCAACCCAGGAAGAGGAUUGGUGUCAGGGUGGCAUAUGGAGCCUUACAUCCCACUCAGAUACAGAACAGUCUAAACAAAAGCCUAUAUUAGCUGCCUCAACCCCAACGCAGUGUGAAUCAAAUCAGAAAGAACAGGGAAGGGACUCUGUGAAGAAGAAGAAGAAGAAAAAGAAGAUGCAGCUGGUGGAGGCUCCGCAGGACACGACUCCAUCAUGUUCUGCACCAGAGAGCACCUCUGAGACGAAGGCCGCGGUCGUUCAGAAUGAUUCGGGAAAUUUGAAAAAGAAAUUAAAGAUGAAGAAGAAAAAGAAGAAGAGGCUAAAAGAAGAGGUGAGACUGUGGGAGGAGAGCAGGCGAUGCUCGGACGGGCCGAACGUCGAGCCCGAAGCAGUGGAACCCCCUUCCAAGAAGAACGCCACGGAGAACGGCAAAAUAAGUAAACAAAGCACAGCCUCAAUGGUAGUGUGGGACAGCCAAGUGAAGGACGGCUACAAGCGCAGCCAGGCGCCGGCGACUGAUGAAAGUGAGUUAGGAGACACCCUAAGCCGUCCUGUAGUCUGGGACGGCAAAAAGACAAGUGGGGUGGUAGAGGAGCUGCUCAGGAACGCCACAGAUAAGGCCUACGGAGCCAACGUCCUCAGUUGGGAUGGAGAGAUCUCUGCUAUCAGUAGAGACGCUGCUGAUGACGUCCGCCACGCCAGAUGUGACACUGUGAUCGACGAGUGGGAUGAAGACUUUGACAGGGGAAAGGUGAAGAAAAUGAAAAACUAUAAGAGAGAGAAGUGGAGAAGCGGCAGCAGCAUCUUCCAGAAGAUCCAGGACCGGCGGAGCAAGUGGUCUGUAACGCCUGGAGGGAAGAGAGCUUUUGGAGUCCGUCGCUGAGAGUCCAGAUUGCUGUUGAGGUCAUGCUGACUGGAAAUCGAGAGAACAAUACUGUAUACCAAACUUCUGUACCUUUUCUCACUCUUUCUUUCUUUUUUUUUUUUUUUUUUUUUUUUUUAAAUCUCUCUGUCUUGUGUUAAAUCGAGACACAAAUUCUUGAAUUUGAUCUGAGUUCAAAAGCAGCGCAAUCUGACUGACUGCCCCUUUGAUCUCAAUUUUAAACAAACAUGAAAUGUUGGCUUCGCUCACACUUUUCUAUGCAUGCAGUAUUUAACAGAAAACCCUACACCUCCAUGUUAAAUGAAUAACUGUGUUGGCCUCCUUUGAGCUUUCGUUAUUGCCCCGACAUGAGCUACUAUGAAAUUAAAUUACCAUAUUAGAUAUGUGUGGGCUAAGAAUGAGAAAGUAACACUUUGGCUGUCUUGUUUUGGAAACUGCACACAAUCUCAGAGCAUACUUUUUGCAGACACAAGGGCUCAGUUAGUUGGACAUUUUUAACUUUCUCUUGAAAUUAUUCUAUACCAAAUUACAAAGAUCAAAAAAAUCUUUACUCAUUAGAACGUAUAUUAUUUUAGAUUUCUGUAUGAUUUUCCUAUUUUAAUACCUUUUUAUUUUUGCUGCAGUGUCUGUGCCACGUGGCUCGUUUUUAAGGACCAAAUUUUGCCUGCAUAUUGUUGGUAAAAUUAAGCUUUAAAAAUUGCCACUAUUUUCUAAAUAUGCAUGUCUAAAUUUAAGUUUAAAAAAUUUACAAAGGUGAAUUUUGUUUUUAGUUGUGCUUUCAUUUUUUGCUCCUUAAACAAAUUCAGUUUAUUUCAGAUUGAAUGUGGAUACAUUUUUAGAUCACAAAAGAAUGCUCUGCCGAUUAACAGUUUAACUGUUUGUGGAAGUGUCGACACUGAUGAGCAACGCAAUUGGACGCAAUAUAAGUUUCAUCAUAUCUCUAUUGUUUACCUGGAAGUUAUUGUUUUCCGUGCAUUUUGCAGAGCAGAAGUUGGGGUUGUUGGGAGGUUGUUUUCUACUGUGCAGCGUUCACAAACUGUUCUUCACCAAUGUACUGAAAUAAAGGGGUUACAUUUUAUACUUCAGGCACUGUGUUAGAAUGGGACUGCCACAUGCUAAUAAUUUCCCCCCCCCCCACCCCCUUCCUUGUAUCUUAUAUCUCUAUGCAAUUUUCUGAUGCUCAUGCUGGUCACCUAGAAACUGGGCUAAGACUCAGGAACCCAGAGACAUCCUGUAACCCAUCUUCAUCUCUGUUUCACAUCAGAGUAGCCACCAACCACUUUGCAUCUUGUACAUCCUGUAGAAAAACUGUUUUAUACAAAAGUAUUUCAGGUGUGGAAACCAUGGGAUCAUCUCGCACCAGUCCGGGCACAGAUGCGUAGAGAAACUUAAAAACAAAAAUGCUUUGCCAGCGUAGAAGCCUGUACAGUCCAUCUUGUGCUACCCGUUUCCCUCCGACGCUGUAAAGAUUUGCCCACAUGCAUUUCUUUUCAUUCUAGAGAUGUUGCCUUGAAUUGGCUAUUAAAAAAAAAAAAAGUAUAGGAUUUAAUGUUAUAAAUAUAUAAUUUAAAGAAGAAAAGACAGAUCUUUAAUUGUGCUACUAAUACUCGGAUCAGUCGGUGGAUGUUGACUUGAGAAUCUGCAAAUGUGUUAGCUCAUUUGUGUGUCCCCUAUGUCACUGUAGUGUGUACAGUACAAGAGAGACUAAUUCCGAUAGGACAUGUUUGUCGGCUGUGAAAUCGACGUAGGGUGCGACUCUCAAACUGGCACACAGGAACAUUUGCUGGUGUGAACGGACGGUCCACAUGUUUGCAUUUGAUGGCUCUAUAUUUUGCACCACCUUUUUCUGACCAGGGAAGAGACCUUUCAUAAUGAAAGUGGCUCUUACCACACUAUAGUUAACUAUAAAGGUGCAAUAAAGUUGUGACUUUUGUGA